AUGAGCUGUGAUCCUAAGGAGGGUUCUGCAUCUUUUACUAAAAAGCCACGCCUCGUCGAAGGGAUCAUUGGUCCUGGUGAUAUAAAUAGCUCAGACAAGGGAAAAUCGGAGUCUGAACAGCCUGCCGCAGUAGUAACAAAAGAUGAGCAAGUACCAACCUAUAAGGAUGAUGAUGAUUAUUAUAGUGAAGAUGUUGAUGUCGAUGGCGAUAAGGAUGAUAUAAAGAUUAAGGAAGUAUAUGAGUUGGGCCACAAGCCGAUUAAAACUGAGAGCCCUCUUCAAAAAUGGUCUCGAGGCCAACUUACAGAUCGUAUGCACAGGCUGAUCAACAGUUGCAUUCAAUCGUCUUCCGACAUUUUGGAUGACUCACGCACCUCCAAUUCUACCGAUACCGCUCCAAUCACGGCCUCCUAUGCCUCUUCUACACAUUCAUUUUCAAAUGCUGCUGGCAAUUUUUCUUCGAAUUUCUUACCUCAACUUGACGGCACUUUUGACCCCGAAUGCGACGAGUCCAGAGAAGACACGUCUGCCGUCUCUUCCUACCCCUCGCCAGUCUUCACUGCUCACAAUUCCAACCUUUCUACGGGGCCCUCUACGAGCAAUGGAGCCCACUUUGCCACUUCACUUAGCUCGACUUAUUCCCAACAUCCCUCUAUGCUUCCUUCUUCAUCAUCCCAAUCAGCAAUUUUUCCUACCCAGCUGGCCACAGCUCUUACUUUGACCAGUCCCAUUACGUGUGCUGGCUACUCAGACGAGAAUCAACCUCUACCGCAGUUAUAUUCUUCAGGAGCUGUUAGUAGUACUGGUGCCACUAGUGGUUAUCCGACGCCACUUUUUCCUCUUUCCUCUGACUCUCCGGCCAAGUCAGGCAUCACUCGUCUUUCUACACCUAACGCUGCCAACAUUAAUACAACUGCUAAUGACGGUGGCAGUGCUAGUGGCUCUUUUCCUGUCAAGACGACCAUUACUGGCGCCCACUUUCAACUUGCGGCCAAACAGCCAACCCAUGCGUCUGGAGUGUCUCAACUUUCUACUCUACCUCCGUCAGGUGUACGGUUCGCUUUACAAACAUCGCCACUGUCGCAGCAACAACAACAGCGUUCUUCAUUGGUCUCGGGACAGAUCUCUCCAUCCAUUAAUCGAGAAAAGCGUCGAGUUAGUCUAGAGUCAGCUGAGCCAAAUUUUAUCUUACCUCAGGCACCUGGGCCUGCUGCAUGGCUAGUUCAUGACGAAAAGGCCGAUUUAAUUUCCGGGUUUGUACCAGUAAGUUUUAAGUUUGAAUAUGCACUUUUCUGUAUGGUCUAA
This is a messenger RNA of Protopolystoma xenopodis, 1305 nucleotides long. Lineage: Eukaryota; Metazoa; Platyhelminthes; Monogenea; Polystomatidea; Polystomatidae. The record is from the annotation of a GenBank genome assembly.